This is a messenger RNA of Enterobius vermicularis (human pinworm), 1137 nucleotides long. The record is from the annotation of a GenBank genome assembly. Lineage: Eukaryota; Metazoa; Nematoda; Chromadorea; Rhabditida; Oxyuridae.
AUGGGAUUAAACCGCCAAGAUGCAAAUGAAAGUCAAAAGAAUGAUCAAGUUAGGAAACGAAACCCGUAUGACAGGCGAUCAUUCGAUCCUGAGCCAUAUAGGCCUAAUAUAAUCUAUCGUCAUGGAAUUCAUCCGGACUUGCGCACAGAGUCUCGUGACAGAUAUCCAUUUGGUCAGCAGCCGUCUAGACAAAAUUCUACAGACAACGAAUUCUUCCCCGAUCAUGUUGAUGACCACAAAAAUCGAAUUCCAUUUUGGAAAGUAGGCAACGCUUAUCGUAUUCACUCGCCUGACGAGGGAGAAUCAGCAGAGAGAAGCACUAUUAUGUCGUCACUUGAUGACGACGAACAUCUACCAAACUCCGUUCAGCAACCAGUUGAUAGUAAUAAAACUACUAGAGUUUCGAUGCCACCUUCAAUUUCAGUUCCAAAUCCCGUUGAACAGACGUUAGAGACCCCUGGCCAGAUAACGCAACAACCGAUAAAUUUAAUAAAAGACAUGCAAAACAAACAACCAUUUACCAAUAACCAAAUGGAUAGAAUACCACCUGUAAAUCCGGAUUUCGUAAUGGCGAAUGAUGAUCGCAAAAAAUAUGGCUCGUUAUACUCUCUUGAAGAAGUUCCUCUAAUGAGCCGCAAAGUGAUGUUAUGCCGGUUUCUGUACAGUCUUUGCCGAUUUCCAGCAAUCGUGAUGCUCUUGAUUGGGCUCUGGCUUAUAACCCUACGUGAGGGUAUAGCUGGGUUGAAAACUUCUGAACGAAUAAUGGUCAUAUGCGAAGUGCUUACUGGAUUAGUCGUUGCGCUUGGCCAGAUCCUUGGUUUACACACUGGCAAGGAGCUUGAGAAACAGAAACUUCAGACUCGUUUCCGCUUAUACCAUCUGUUUAUCAACAUGCUUUCUUCGGUGGUCGUCUUGGUGUCAUCUACAAUUGCACUACUAGAAUUAAAAAAUGAUGAAGAUACAGCGAACAACUGUAAAGGUUAUACCUGUUUUUCGCGUGAUCAGCGAGAAACAUUUUCAGCUGUUUCACUGUGCAUGUCUAUUACGUUGGUUAUUGUUGCCGGCUCAGCAUUUGGUUACGGCUUUUUCGCGUACCGCAAAUUCUACAAUAAAUUUGGUAGAAGAAUAGGCAACUAA